This is a messenger RNA of Cryptomeria japonica (Japanese cedar), 2845 nucleotides long. Its product is annotated as probable L-type lectin-domain containing receptor kinase S.7. Gene Ontology annotation, cellular component: plasma membrane. Gene Ontology annotation, biological process: protein phosphorylation. Gene Ontology annotation, molecular function: protein kinase activity; carbohydrate binding; ATP binding. The transcript is spliced from 2 exons. The record is from RefSeq and is a predicted model, not a curated record. Bases 420 to 2399 code for a protein of 659 amino acids. Lineage: Eukaryota; Viridiplantae; Streptophyta; Pinopsida; Cupressales; Cupressaceae.
UUCAUGUUUAAGUUUGUUUCCAGAAAUUUUGAAUGGUUGUUUUCUUUAUCUCAACUACCAAUCUGUGUCAAACCAUUGUUUACUAAAAUCAACAUAAAUUUUGAUUAAUGAAAUAAUAGCAGCUAUAGUAGUUAGUUUUUUAAGUUGUUCUUGGAUGUAAUUUUGUUCAAAAAAGCAAGAUUACUCACAUUUACAUCAAUAAACAAUAGCAGCAACUUUUUCCAUUUUUUUGUGUGCAUUCAUCAUUGAAUUACUUUUGUUUACAUGCACAUUUUGCAUUUUGAAACACCAGAUUUUUUAUCAUUAAAUUGUUGUGAUUUUUUUCAUAGCAAAAGCAGCAAACUAUUUUAUCAAAAUUUAUUGCAGAAAAUGGAGAUCGGUCAGACAUAAUUUCAGUAUCUCUGGCCAGGUAAAUCCCCAUGGCUAGCAUUGUGGCAAGAUUUCUUUUCUGCUUGUUAAUUACUUGUUCUGCCCUUUUUUACGGCUCAGAUGCAGAAGCCAUUAGUUUUAAUUUCCCCCCUCAAACAGAUAUUCAGCUGUCGGCAGAUGCAUUCAUUUCUAACGAAGCAAUACAGCUUACCGACAGCCAAUCGAGCCUUGGGUGGGCAACUUAUUCAAGCAUUAUUCCUUCUCAAGCCCUGGCAAGUUUUUCUACGCAUUUCCAAUUCAGCAUUGCUGCAAUCAAUGGCAGUGGAGACGGCCUCACUCUCUUUUUCGCUCCCUCCGGCCUUCAAUCCUCCGACGCCGAUCAGGGCGAAUGGCUUGGCCUGUUCAAUUCUGAAACAGAUGGGAACUCAUCGAAUCAGAUUCUUGCUGUGGAGUUCGACACAUACGAGGAUGAGUUCGAUCCGGAUGACAACCAUGUGGGAAUCGAUGUCAACGGCAUUGAAUCAAAAACCACAUUUUCAGUAAGUGAUCUUUUCGGAGACGCUGCUCUCAACAACGGAGAAAAAUGGGAUGCAUGGGUGGAAUACUAUGGCCCUCUGUCACAAGUUCAGCUGUUUCUUUCUCAAAACCCCGGCAGUGCUAUUCCAUCUAAACCAGAGCGUCCGGUCCUGUGGUAUACUUUAGAUCUGAGUCAGUUUCUUCCCCGCUUUGUCAAGGUGGGCAUUUCUGCAUCUGCUGGGAUCGAAACGGAGACUCACACAGUGUACGCCUGGAGUUUUUCUUGUCGAGAUUCAUCGCACGCCUUAACCGCACCGCCAGCCCCCAUUAGAAAAAAGAAGCAUCAUAAUUUUAUUAUUAUCAGCAUUAUUCUUGUUAUUGCUAUUACUAUUACUAUUAUGCUUAUAAGAUGGCUGUGUAGGAGCGCUAGCUGCGAAGUGGGAAAGAAGACCAAAGAUAAACUGAAUCGCCCAUCAUUAGAAGCAGUUGAUCGCGAUGGUGAGGAAGAGGAUAGUGAUGAUGAGCUGGACAAACGGCUUGCCAGGGCUAUUCAGUCUGCGCGCAAGUUUUCUUAUGAUGAGCUCUGCAUCGCUACUAAGAACUUCAGUCCAGAAGAAGAGAUUGGAGAAGGGGGCUUCGGGAAAGUGUACAGAGGCACUCUGCCUGGCACAAAUCAAGCUGUGGCUGUGAAAAGGAUGAAUCUAAAUUCCAACCAAGGGCAGAAAGUGUACGAGUCAGAAGUGAUUAUAAACGGUAAUCUCACACACCGUAAUCUGGUUGAGUUUUUGGGAUGGUGCCACCGGAAGGGCGAAAAGCUUCUGGUAUACGAAUUACUCCCCAAUGGAAGUCUCGACAAAUACAUAUUUCAGAGUCCCAAGGGUCCUCUGGAUUGGGAUAAAAGAUAUAUCAUAGCCCGUGAUGUAGCUGCUGGUCUUGUUUAUCUUCAUCUCGAUCGGCGAGAGAAUAUUUUACACAGAGACAUCAAGGCGGACAACGUGAUGUUGGAUUCAGAUUUCAGAGCCAAGCUGGGUGAUUUUGGCCUGGCGAGACCGCUGAAAUCUGAGGAUGAAGAGCAUUGGCAUAGCAGUAUGCCAUAUGGUACAUUUGGGUAUGUGGCACCGGAGUACGCCACAGAGAGAAAGUUCGGUCGAGAAUCUGACGUGUUCAGCUUUGGAGCACUCGCCCUUGCAAUUGCCUGUGGAAAGCGGCCCGUCGACAAGACCUUAACAGAACAUAGUUCCAGAUUGGUAGAAUGGGUUUGGCAGUUUUAUGGAGAGCAGAGAAUACUAGAUGCAGCAGAUGAAAAACUUGAUGGUUUCAAUCGUCAGCAAAUGGUGCGGCUAAUGUUGGUGGGUUUGUGGUGUUCUCAUCCUGAUCCGAAUGCGAGACCAAGUAUGAAACAAGUGCUGGACACGCUGGAAAGGGAAGAUGAAUUGCCUCGUAUUCCUCGGGAUUACCCACGGGCUUCUCCACUGAGUUUUGCCUCCUCAUUAUCAUCAGGGACGUCAGUGUGAAAGGAACAGAAGUGUAGUGGUUCAUUGGAUGACAGACUUUCAUAAACAUGUUAUCUACGUAUCUUGCUCUGCUAUGCUCAUGUAUUUUUCUCGUCUCCUGUAUUCAUCUCUCUUUCAACCCUAUCCACCAGUAGAAUUUUGUAUCAAAGACUUUGCCCGUAAACGGACGUUCGGUCACAUUGCAAUGUCUUAGCUGCUGUUGAGUUUUAUGUAGUUCGGAAGGUGUAAUUGUGGAACUUGUUCAAGUGCAGUUCAUGUUGGAUGUUCAGCAAAAGGAUAUUUUCUAUUCUGUAUUUAUAAUGUUUCUUAGAGUUAUGAGGUUAUUUCCAAGUACGGUUUUAUGUGUGGAUAGUUUUAGUUGUGUAAGACAAGUUUCCUUUCUCAUGUGUCAUGUAACGAAACUUCUAGUUUGCAUGUAAUGUAAGGAAAGUUCUUUUUUCGAGUCA